UGGCAAUCAGGGCGGGUCCAGCUGCUGUGUUCCUGCCAGCUCUCAGCUGCAGCCGCGGUCCUGUUGCGCUGUCGCCGCUGCAGCCGCCGCCUGGGUCCCUUCCACCGCGCCUUUGCCUGGCGGCUGCCUGCCUCCCCGGCUCCGGUGGCAGACACCAUGUACGGCUUUGUGAAUCACGCGCUGGAGCUGCUGGUGAUCCGCAAUUAUGGGCCGGAGGUGUGGGAAGACGUCAAGAAAGAGGCACAAUUAGAUGAAGAAGGACAAUUUCUUGUUAGAAUAAUAUACGAUGACUCUAAAACUUAUGAUUUGGUUGCCGCUGCAAGCAAAGUCCUCAAUCUCAAUGCUGGAGAAAUCCUUCAAAUGUUUGGAAAGAUGUUUUUUGUCUUUUGUCAAGAAUCUGGUUAUGACACAAUCUUGCGUGUUCUGGGAUCUAACGUCAGAGAAUUUCUCCAGAACCUAGAUGCUCUACAUGAUCAUCUUGCCACUAUCUACCCAGGCAUGCGUGCACCUUCCUUUAGGUGUACUGAUGCAGAAAAGGGAAAGGGACUCAUUUUGCACUAUUACUCUGAACGGGAAGGACUUCAGGAUAUUGUCAUUGGAAUCAUUAAAACAGUAGCUCAGCAAAUCCAUGGCACUGAAAUUGACAUGAAGGUUAUUCAGCAAAGAAAUGAAGAAUGUGAUCACACCCAGUUUUUAAUUGAAGAAAAAGAAUCAAAAGAGGAGGAUUUUUAUGAAGAUCUUGACAGAUUUGAAGAAAAUGGAACCCAGGAAUCACGUAUCAGUCCAUAUACUUUCUGUAAAGCUUUUCCUUUUCACAUCAUCUUUGAUCGGGACUUAGUGAUUACUCAGUGUGGCAAUGCUAUCUAUCGUGUGCUCCCCCAGCUUCAACCUGGGAACUGUAGCCUUUUAUCUGUUUUCUCUCUGGUUCGGCCUCAUAUUGACAUAAGUUUCCAUGGAAUCCUUUCACACAUCAAUACAGUUUUUGUAUUGAGAAGCAAGGAAGGGUUGUUGGAUGUAGAAAAAUUAGAAUGUGAGGAUGAAUUGACUGGGACAGAAAUCAGCUGCUUACGUCUCAAAGGUCAAAUGAUCUACUUACCUGAAGCAGAUAGCAUACUUUUCCUGUGUUCACCAAGUGUGAUGAACCUGGACGACCUGACAAGGAGAGGGCUGUACCUCAGUGAUAUCCCUCUGCACGAUGCCACACGCGACCUUGUCCUUCUGGGGGAGCAGUUCCGGGAGGAAUACAAACUCACUCAGGAGCUGGAGAUCCUCACAGACAGACUGCAGCUCACUUUACGGGCCCUAGAAGAUGAGAAGAAAAAGACUGACACGUUGCUAUAUUCUGUCCUUCCUCCUUCUGUGGCCAAUGAACUGAGACACAAGCGGCCUGUGCCUGCCAAGAGAUAUGAUAAUGUCACCAUCCUAUUCAGUGGCAUUGUGGGUUUCAAUGCUUUCUGUAGCAAACACGCUUCUGGAGAGGGGGCCAUGAAGAUUGUCAACCUUCUCAAUGAUCUCUACACCAGAUUUGAUACUCUGACGGACUCCCGGAAAAAUCCAUUUGUUUAUAAGGUUGAGACUGUUGGUGAUAAGUAUAUGACAGUGAGUGGUUUGCCAGAACCAUGCAUCCACCAUGCACGAUCUAUCUGCCACUUGGCUUUGGACAUGAUGGAAAUUGCUGGCCAGGUUCAAGUAGAUGGAGAAUCUGUUCAGAUAACAAUCGGGAUCCACACUGGAGAGGUUGUGACAGGGGUCAUUGGCCAGAGAAUGCCUCGCUACUGUCUUUUUGGCAAUACUGUAAACCUCACAAGCAGAACGGAAACCACUGGAGAAAAGGGAAAAAUAAAUGUAUCCGAAUAUACAUACAGAUGUCUUAUGACCCCAGAAAACUCUGAUCCUCAAUUCCACUUGGAACACAGAGGCCCAGUGUCCAUGAAGGGCAAAAAGGAACCAAUGCAAGUUUGGUUUCUCUCCAGAAAAAAUACAGAAACAGAGGAAACACAGCAGGAUGAUAACUGAACCUUGAAUGGUGGGAUGAAGAGGACAGAAGAUUAGGUUUCAGUGAUCUAUCUGCCAGCACAGGCCAAACACAGAAGCAGAUUCCCCAUGGAUUCCAAUUUUGCUUUGUCCUUUUCAAUUAUCUUUGGCCUUUCUUGUAGGUAUAUCUUUCAAUGUUCACUCUUCAACUUUAGCUCUGCUUCCAGUUAUUUCCCAGAUUGUUCUAUAAUCUAAAGUUUAGCUUUAGAUGUGAAUGAUGUGAACUUCAUGUGUCUUAAAAUCCACUAUGAGCACUACCCAAAUGGUAAUUUGCACGUGGUGGGCACCCAAUAAACAUUUGUUGAAUUGAAUGAAAUGAAACUGAGCAGUAUUUGGCUAUGUGACUAGCUAACCAUGGUUUGCCAACUCUAUUUAGUGAUCCCCAUACAUGUAUAUUUUCAUGACAAUAGCCUAUAACAAAGUUUAUAUCGUGUUGGUUGGCAUAUGUCAUUGUAGAAAUCAUUUUCUAAAGGAGUGAAUUCUUAGAUUUAGGGGAAAAUGUGAUUUAUUUUCAGACUUUCAAAAUAAUAAUUAAUAGAACAGGCUAAGAAAAUAGUGUCUAUUUUGAAGUAUGCUUCUUUCCCUUUGGUAAUAUAGAAUAUACAUUACUGUUAUUAAAAUAUUUGUUUGUUCAUUCAAGUCCUGUGGCAAUUGUAAUUCCUCCCAAAUGCUAUAUUUUUAUGUUAACCCUUGUAUUACAUCUUCCUAAUUCCAUGCAGCUGCAAUUAAAAGCUGCAUCUUGAGAUGGUACAUUAGCUUGGGAACAUCUUGAGGGUCUUUCCUCAUAUCUAGGAAUAAGAGGAAAAGAACUGCUGAGAUAUUUCUGUUAGUCAGAACCAUACCCAGACUUUUAUUCACAAAACUGAGUUUCUUUUUCUUAGCUGAGAAGCAUAUGACUCCAUCUAGAGCUUCUGGUUAAGAAACUUUAGUUUAUUUUGGCAUAGAAAGCUUUCUGGUUGGGAUAAUUAACAUGCUGUUCUUAAACGUCUUCAAUAAUUUAUGAAUGUCUAUCUUUUUGAACUAGAGUGCGACUACUUUUGUGUAAAAAUACCUGUCUUUAUAUUUAGUAUUUCAUAUCAGCACAUCAAUAUAUGUAUAAAUGUUCCAUGUUCAUGUGUAAAAGAAUUGGCAAUAAAUUAUUUUUUCCACUUGUCUUUAGAUA
Molecule: messenger RNA, 3196 nt
Organism: Suncus etruscus (white-toothed pygmy shrew)
Lineage: Eukaryota; Metazoa; Chordata; Mammalia; Eulipotyphla; Soricidae
Gene: GUCY1B1
Product: guanylate cyclase 1 soluble subunit beta 1
Exons: 14
Coding region: 157-2016 (619 amino acids)
Biological process (GO): cGMP biosynthetic process; response to oxygen levels
Cellular component (GO): guanylate cyclase complex, soluble
Molecular function (GO): guanylate cyclase activity; heme binding
Source: RefSeq, a predicted model, not a curated record